Molecule: messenger RNA, 800 nt
Organism: Aricia agestis (brown argus)
Lineage: Eukaryota; Metazoa; Arthropoda; Insecta; Lepidoptera; Lycaenidae
Gene: RpS5
Product: 40S ribosomal protein S5
Exons: 2
Coding region: 107-766 (219 amino acids)
Biological process (GO): translation; ribosomal small subunit assembly
Cellular component (GO): ribosome; cytosolic small ribosomal subunit
Molecular function (GO): mRNA binding; rRNA binding; structural constituent of ribosome
Source: RefSeq, a predicted model, not a curated record
AAUGUUGGAGUAGAAAUUAAAAAAAACUUAAUUCAACUUCCUUUUACUCGUGGUCUCUCGACUUACAACGAGGUUAUAAAUUUGUGAUUCUUUAUUUGAAUCCACCAUGGCCGACGAAAGCUGGACCGAAGAUAACGUGGAGUCGGGCGGCAUGGCUGUUGACACGAUGGUUGCGUCUCAGCCCGCCGAUAUCCCCGAAAUCAAAUUGUUCGGAAGAUGGACCUGCUAUGAUGUCCAAGUGUCCGACAUGUCCUUACACGACCACAUCGCCGUGAAGGAAAAGUAUGCUAAAUAUUUACCUCACUCAGCUGGUAGGUACGCACACAAGCGCUUCAGGAAGGCGCAGUGCCCAAUCGUCGAGCGAUUGACCAACUCCCUGAUGAUGCACGGCCGCAACAACGGCAAGAAACUUAUGGCUGUUCGUAUUGUGAAACAUGCCUUUGAAAUUAUCCACCUCCUAACUGGUGAGAACCCCCUGCAAGUUCUCGUGACGGCUAUCAUCAACUCCGGACCCCGCGAGGACUCCACUAGGAUCGGUCGUGCCGGUACCGUCCGUCGUCAGGCCGUGGAUGUGUCACCUCUGCGUAGGGUGAACCAGGCUAUCUGGUUAUUGUGCACCGGUGCCCGUGAGGCCGCUUUCAGAAACAUCAAGACGAUCGCCGAGUGCGUUGCCGAUGAGCUCAUCAAUGCAGCCAAGGGAUCCUCAAACUCAUAUGCCAUCAAAAAGAAGGACGAGUUGGAAAGAGUCGCCAAGUCCAACCGUUAAUCAUUUACUGAAUAUAACACAUUACUUAAAGUAA